GGCGCAUGCGCUGAGCGGCCUGUCUGGGUGGAACACCAUGGCGUGGGUGCCCGCGGAGUCUGCGGUGGAGGAGUUGAUGCCGCGGUUGUUGCCGGUGGAGCCCUGCGAUCUGACCGAAGGGUUCGACCCCUCCGUCCCCCCGAGGACGCCUCAGGAGUAUCUGAGACGCGUGCAGAUCGAAGCAGCUCAAUGUCCAGAUGUUGUGGUAGCUCAGAUUGACCCAAAGAAGUUGAAAAGGAAGCAAAGUGUAAAUAUCUCUCUUUCAGGGUGCCAGCCUGCUCCUGCGGGGUACUCCCCCACACUUCAGUGGCAGCAGCAGCAAGUGGCACAGUUUUCAGCUGUUCGACAGAGUGUGAACAGAAAUAGAACUCACUGGAAAUCACAACAGUUGGAUAGCAAUGUGUCUAUGCCCAAACCUGAAGAUGAAGAAGGCUGGAAAAAAUUUUGUCUGGGCGAAAGGCUGUGUGCUGAAGGGGAUGUCGGACCAGCUACAAGUGAAAAUCCUGGAAUAGAUUAUAUUCAAAUUGGCUUUCCCCCUUUGCUUAGUAUUGUUAGCCGAAUGAAUCAGGCGACGGUAACUAGUGUCUUGGAAUAUCUGAGUAAUUGGUUUGGAGAAAGAGACUUUACUGCAGAGCUGGGAAGAUGGCUUUAUGCUUUAUUGGCUUGUCUUGAAAAGCCUUUAUUACCUGAGGCACAUUCACUGAUUCGGCAACUUGCGAGAAGGUGCUCUGAAGUAAGGCAGUUAGUGGAUAGCAAAGAUGAUGAGAGGGUUCCUGCUUUGAAUUUAUUAAUCUGCUUGGUUAGCAGGUAUUUUGACCAACAUGAUUUAGCUGAUGAGCCAUCUUGAUAUAGCUGGUCUCUCCGGGAGUAGAAGACAUUUCGCUGAAGGCAGCCUAAGCCUGGGGAAGUGCUACAUCACUUCAGGCAUGGAUCUUACCACAUCACACACACUGUGGGAAGAGGCCACAGCGUAACCUGAGCCACUCAAAUCGAUUUUCAGAAGACAGACUGUAUUGCUUUAGCUAUCUGAAGUUUGAAAAUCCUGCCCAGUUUUUUGGUCAAUAGUUUCUAGAAACUUUCUGCAGUCAUAUGCUUUUAAAGCAAGUUUAGUGCCAUUUUUUUGGUGAAACACGAUGCACAGAAACUAGGAUGAAAUUUUACAAAUGUAUUUGGUGCUAUUUUCGUUAUUUACUUACUAGGUAUUUUGACAUAAUAUUUUAUAGAAAAUAUAUUUUGGUUAAUAAAAAUUUGCUUGACUCUUGAAGAAAAGAGUUGGAAUUAAGUGCCUGAGGCUCAGAGGUUCUCGGUUUAAUUUGUGGCACCAUCAUAAACCAGAGCUGAGCAGUGCUGUGGAUAAGAGAAUAUGCUUUUUGUUUUGUUUUGUUU
Erinaceus europaeus (western European hedgehog) is the source of this 1386-nucleotide messenger RNA. It is a transcript of the gene GEMIN2, whose product is annotated as gem nuclear organelle associated protein 2. Gene Ontology annotation, biological process: spliceosomal snRNP assembly; spliceosomal complex assembly. Bases 38 to 847 code for a protein of 269 amino acids. The record is from RefSeq and is a predicted model, not a curated record. NCBI's taxonomy places the organism in Eukaryota, Metazoa, Chordata, Mammalia, Eulipotyphla, Erinaceidae. The transcript is spliced from 10 exons. Gene Ontology annotation, cellular component: spliceosomal complex; SMN complex; nucleus.